Molecule: messenger RNA, 661 nt
Organism: Phragmites australis (common reed)
Lineage: Eukaryota; Viridiplantae; Streptophyta; Magnoliopsida; Poales; Poaceae
Product: glutaredoxin-C8-like
Exons: 4
Coding region: 46-462 (138 amino acids)
Biological process (GO): cellular response to oxidative stress
Cellular component (GO): cytoplasm
Molecular function (GO): glutathione disulfide oxidoreductase activity
Source: RefSeq, a predicted model, not a curated record
UGCGCCCUCGAUCCCCCCCCCCCCCCCCACGGUCGGCGGGACACGAUGGCGGCAUUGCUGGGCCGGCGGAUCGGGGUGGCAGCUGCCGCGGCGACGCUCAUCGCUCUCGCGGCGUUCGGAUCCGUCUCGUCCUCGGAGUCGUCGCCCAAGUUCUUCGUGAAAUCCACCGUCAAAGCCCACGACGUCGUCAUGUUCUCCAAGUCAUACUGCCCGUAUUGCAGAAGAGCAAAAGCCGUGUUUAAGGAACUUCAGUUAAAUAUGGAGCCCUAUAUUGUGGAGCUUGAUCGGCGAGAGGAUGGUGGGGAGAUUCAGGAUGCCUUAUUAGACAUAGUUGGCAGGCGUACUGUUCCUCAAGUUUUUGUCAAUGGAAAGCACUUGGGGGGCUCUGAUGAUACUGUUGAAGCCUAUGGAAGUGGCAAGCUAGCAAAACUUUUAAACAUUGGAGUCAAAGACAAUCUUUGAGUGGCAUCUUAUCAUCAAGGGCUUGUCUCUUCUUUGGCGUUAUAAGAGCACUGUUAAGCAAUUCUGAAUUUACAUUACCAAAGAAUCUGUUACUGAUAGUUUUGUUGCAGUAUAGAUUUUUUUAACUAUUGUUUGUGAUAGUUACGUUAUCAUCUCAUGUCAUUCUAUAAUUAGAUUUGGGCCAUGCUGAUUGAUUGCA